AACUCUAGAUAUCCCAAGUUGCAAUUUACGAUUAGCGUAACACCAAGGCAAUCUUUCAGUUUCAGAGCAUCCCUUCAUCUGCUGUUUCUGUAAUCGUCGAAGCCUACACCUCUUUUCUGCAAGACUGCAACUCUUGUUUAAAAAUCCAUCUAUUUUCUCUGACAAUUUGUAGUGUAAAAAUGGAAAAUUUUGAGCAAAUUGGGGAUGGAAAUGCCCUUAAUCGUCCGAAAAAGGGUGUUGCUGGCAGGGAUGCUUACAAGAAAGUGGGGGCUGAUGAGAAGAAAGCAGCCGUUCAUGAAGAAAUGACGAGAUUGAGCAGACUCCCUCAGAACAGCACAUAUGUAUCUCAUCGGACGAGGGUUUUGAAUAAAAUCCUCCAACUUUUGUCUAUUCAGAGAACCACAUCGCAGGAUGAGGAGUUGGAGUUGCUGUUUGCUGGGCUCUCCCUUGGGUGAUCAGAAGAAGUAUUUCUGGUUCUCCACAGAUUUUUUUUCAGUCAUUUAAUAGGUUUGUUAGUCAAUCGAGGGUGUGCUUGUAUCUUCUUUUUUCCAGUUGGGCUUUGUCUUAGUAACUUAAGAGGUAUUAUUUCAUUGAAUGUUAAGCCAUCUCAGAUAGAUUUUCAUCUUAUCUUUCUACUGGAGAAAAUAUGGUCAAAUUUAUUUAGUAUUGGCACAGAUUCUAACUCCCUUUUUACUAAAAGGGGUACAUAUUUGAUUAAUGCCUCGCAUAUUUUCACAUGACGCCAACUGAACUUCAUCAUCUAUUUUUGUUUUGAAAGACA
Molecule: messenger RNA, 781 nt
Organism: Ipomoea triloba (trilobed morning glory)
Lineage: Eukaryota; Viridiplantae; Streptophyta; Magnoliopsida; Solanales; Convolvulaceae
Exons: 3
Coding region: 180-455 (91 amino acids)
Source: RefSeq, a predicted model, not a curated record